AUGACUGCCUGGAAAACCAUGCUGCUGCCAGGCAACGAAACGGGCUACGUCUGGACCGAGUUAUUAAACACCGGCAACCUGACGGCGGGUGCCGGUGAAGAAGACCACGGUGGUGCGGAGGCGGUGAUUGUUCCGGUGAUUUUUGGAUGUAUAUUUUUCCUGGGUGUCGUCGGGAACUCUCUAGUGAUGAUAGUAAUAGGGAAAAUCAAGGCCCGGCGCAACAGAAGUACGACAAACAUUUUCAUCCUUAAUUUAAGUAUAGCGGAUCUAUUGUUUUUGCUAUUCUGUGUUCCGUUCCAGGCGACUAUAUACUCCCUACCUGAGUGGAUAUUUGGAGCCUUUUUAUGUAAAUGUGUUCACUAUUUGGUGAUGGUGUGUAUGCUGGUGAGCAUCUUCACGCUUGUUGCCAUGUCAGUGGACAGGUACAUAGCUGUUGUACACUCCAAAAAGUCCCCCUGCAUUCGCAACAGGAGGAAUGCCCUCAUAGGGGUCGGUGUUAUAUGGACGCUAUCGUUCAUAUUCUCAAUACCAGUGGCGCAACACCAGAUACUUACUGACCAUCCGGAAGCGCCAAACAGUUCGUUCUGCUGGGAAGCGUGGUACGCAAGCGGUUCCAAACACACCUACAAAGUCGCUAUUUUAGUCAUUGGCUAUCUGUUGCCGUUGGGGUUGAUCAUAUGCUGCUAUGCGAAG
Salvelinus namaycush (lake trout) is the source of this 693-nucleotide messenger RNA. Its product is annotated as galanin receptor type 1-like. Gene Ontology annotation, molecular function: G protein-coupled peptide receptor activity. Gene Ontology annotation, biological process: neuropeptide signaling pathway. The record is from RefSeq and is a predicted model, not a curated record. Lineage: Eukaryota; Metazoa; Chordata; Actinopteri; Salmoniformes; Salmonidae. Gene Ontology annotation, cellular component: membrane. The annotation marks the transcript as partial. The transcript is spliced from 2 exons.